Molecule: messenger RNA, 3132 nt
Organism: Suricata suricatta (meerkat)
Lineage: Eukaryota; Metazoa; Chordata; Mammalia; Carnivora; Herpestidae
Gene: CD55
Product: CD55 molecule (Cromer blood group)
Exons: 7
Coding region: 75-2486 (803 amino acids)
Source: RefSeq, a predicted model, not a curated record
UAGGGCGCUGCUGCUACUUACCGCUCCUUGCUGGAGUGGCUUCGACUCACUCGGGGUCCCAGUCCCCUCGCGCCAUGGGGCCCGCGCGGCGGAGCGUCCCCAGAGCGCUGCGCCUCCUUGGCGGGCUGACCGUGCCAUUGCUGCUGCUGCUGCUGCUGUGUCCACCUGCCGCGCAGGGUGAGCGGGGACCGGGAGUGGAGGUGGCAGCCCCCAGGGGUGAUUGUGGCUUGCCCCCAGAAGUACCUAAUGCCCUCCCAACUUUGAAGGAUAGUGAUGUUAAGAGUUUUCCUCAAGGAAGCACAGUAACAUACAAAUGUAAUAAAGGCUUUAUAAAAGUUCCUGGCAGGCCAGACUCCACGGUCUGUCUCAGCAGCAAUCAAUGGUCAGAGGUGGCAGAAUUUUGUAACCGUAGCUGUGAUGUUCCACCCAGGCUACGUUUUGCAUCGCUCAAGAAAUCUUUCAGCAAACAUAAUUAUUUCCCAGAGGGCUUCAUUGUGGGAUAUGAUUGCCGUCCAGGCUACAAUAGGGACCAUAGUCUCUCAGAAAACAUAACUUGCCUUCCCAAUUUUACGUGGUCCAAGCCAGAUGAAUUUUGUAAAAGAAAAUCCUGUCCUAGUCCUGGAAAUAUACCAAAUGGUCAUAUCAGUAUAACAACUGACAUAUUAUACGGUGCAACUAUUUACUUCUCAUGUAACACAGGGUAUAGGUUAGUAGGUGCGACUUCUAGUUUCUGUGCCCUUGGAGACCAGGGUGUCGUGUGGAGUGAUCCGUUGCCAGAAUGCAAAGAAAAUUCUCAGACUACUAAGGACAAACCAGGAGUUCAGAAAUCCCCAAUGGUGAAUGUUCCAGGUACAAAAGUCCCAUCAGCUCCUCAUAGACUCACCAUAGUGAAAUUUCCAGGUACUGAAGCCACAUCAACUCCUCAGAAGCCCACCACCAUAAAUGCUCCAGCUACAGAAGUCCUUUCAACUCUUCAGAAAUCCAACACAAUAAAUGUUUCAGCUACAAAGGCCCCAUCAACUCCUCAGAAACCUGACACAGUAAAUUCUUCAGCUACAGAAGCCCUACCAACUCCUCAGAAACCCAACACAGUCAAUGUCUCAGCUACAAAGGCCCCCUCAGUUCCUCAGAAACCCAACACAAUAAGUUCUUCAGCUACAGAAGUCUUACCAACUGCUCAGAAACCCAACACAAUAAAUAUUUCAGCUACAAAGGCCCCAUCAACUCCUCAGAAUCCUGACACAGUAAAUUCUUCAGCUGCAGAAACCCUACCAACUUCUCAAAAACCCAACACAGUCAAUGUCUCAGCUACAAAGGCCCCCCCAGCUCCUCAGAAACUGAACACAAUAAGUUCUUCAGCUACAGAAGCCUUACCAACUGCUCAGAAACCCAACACAAUAAGUAUUUCAGCCACAAAGGCCCCAUCAACUCCUCAGAAUCCUGACACAAUAAAUUCUUCAGCUGCAGAAACCCUACCAACUUCUCAAAAACCCAACACAGUCAAUGUCUCAGCUACAAAGGCCCCGCCAGCUCCUCAGAAACUGAACACAAUAAGUUCUUCAGCUACAGAAGCCCUACCAACUCCUCAGAAACCCAACACAAAUAUUUUAGCUACAAAGUUCCCAUCAAAAUCUUCAGCUACAGAAACCCUGCCAACUUCUCAAAAACCCAACACACUCAAUGUUUCAGCUACAAAGGCCCCAGCAACCCCUCAGAAACCUACCACUGUAAAUGUUCCAGUUACAGAAGUCCUACCAACUCCUCAGAACCCCACCAAAAUAAACUCUUCAACUACAAAGUCCCAACCAUCUCCUCAGAAACUCACCACAGCAAAUGAUUCAGCCACAGCCAAAAAAUCACCCAUAUCAAAUGCUCUAUCUACAGAGACCCCACCAACAGCCCAGAACCCCAUCAUGGCAAAUGCAUCCGCUACACAGGCCAUACCAGCAACCCGUAGAUCCACCAAAGCAAAAACCUCACAGAAUGUUCCAACAAUACAAAAGUUUACUGCUGCACAUGCCCCAGGGACUAAGGGUUUCCAUGCAACAAAAAGAUUGACCUCUGCUCAUGUUACAGCAACACAGAGUACAGCUGUUGCUCCCAGGACAACUACACCCUUUCACGCAACAAGCCCACAAAAAGAAAGAGGAACUGCUUCAGAUGCUACCAGCAUUGCAAUUGGUAAGUUUGGUUCUUCAGCGGUUAAAAGAAAUUGUCAUCACUGUGGGAUGUACAAUCCACAUUCCUGGAAGAGAAUCUUGUCUUUUAAGUGUCUUAGGAAUACUAUUAAAAUGCGGUGUUUAAGGGUAUCAAAGAGAAAAAAGGUAAAAGCAUUUUAUCGACAUGUUUGGUGGACACCGUUAGGUACUCGGUACGUUCCUAAGUAUUCCCAACCAUGUUCUUGUUCCAAGGUAGUUUUAGGGCAACUUCAAGUGAUGUGGCCGGUCAAUCAGGUAUUAUUGAAUGCCUACUGUCUCAAUGCAUAGUUAGUCUAGGGGCCAAAGAACAACAAGGAAGAGGCAGGUACCCAUACUGUUUUUAAGCCUCUGGUAUUUUACAAGGGUAAUCAUAAACUACUCCUCAACUGUUUCUAGACUUCUGUUGUAUUCCAGAGGAACCAGACUGCUGCCUUUGGUUACAUCUCCUCCUUUUCCCUUCCCUGUCAGCAAUGUAAAGCAAAGAUAGCUUUAAAAAAUACUCUGUUGCUGCAGACCUAAGGACCUACCUGUGUUGCAAUUUCUUCUAGCCUUUGUUUCAUUCCAUUUUUGUUGUUCAUAAAUGUAUUAUUUGAUUCUAUACCUUUUAACAAGAAUAUUAAUACCUCCUAAAGAAGAUAGUAAAUGAAAUGUUUGUUCAAAAACAAUACAGCUAAAUUGGCAUAUUGUAAGUAAUACCCAAUAGAAAAUACACUCUUACAAAGAAAGCGAAUAUUUUAAAACUAUGUCCUUAUAAGCCAAAGUCUCCUAUCUAUAAAUGUAUGAGUGAGACAAGGGGCUGAAGCUGAAAGCAAGUAUUUCUUAAAUUAUUAUUUUUUAUAGUUCUUUUUAUAUUUUGAAUGAACCACUCCUUAGCUAAAGCAUUUAUCUUGAGAGAUUUGGACAGUUGGAAUUCACUUUGUCUGUUUGAUAUUUU